AUGGGACCGAGUAAGCCAGCUGUGUCUGAUGCUACGUUUGCAUUCACUACCCAGCUGUACAGGGAUGAAGCAAAGGCUUUCCAAACACAGCUCCAGUUUAACAGAAGUGUUCCUGCGGUUCCAGAGAACUUGGCUCUCAGAUUCUCUAACCCCCGUCCAAUUGUAAUAGAAAAACUGAAGGCAUCCCGUGAUCAGAGGAAUGUAGCUGGAAGUGAGGACCCCAGCAUAAGAAGCUCUGGCAUGUUUUCAGCGGUGUCUGAGGAGAGACUGAAGCUGGCUAUUCAGCUAGCCAAAAGAGACAUAAAACGAAGACAUCUUGAAGAGCAAGUGAAACAGCAGGUGUUUGGAGAUGCUGUCAAUAAACCAUUGUUGACCCAGAAGUUACAACAGCAGACGACUGAAGUAUCUGAAAGUCCAGAAAAUAAAAACGCACUGAAGUCUCCAACUCGCUUGAAUUGUCAGCAGAAACGCGGUCAGCCUUCCAAAGUGGAGAUGACUGCCUCUGGCGCUAAAGUUUAUCUCUGCACACCGCCGGGGGGAAAGCUAAUACCGCCUGGUUUGGACUCUCCACCUACCCGUGAUGCCGGACCGGACCCCAAACCAAAUGUAACCAAAAGAGGAGAUACAACUGUGCAGGAAGUGCGGCGGCUGCAGAAGGAAUUGAGGUGUUAUAUCCAGAAAAUUGAAGAACUGACCAAAAAAGGGAGAGAGAGAGAAAUUUUAGAUCCUGAUAAAGAGCAACAAGUUUGCAUUAGGAGACAGAAACAAGCGGCGCGGUCGGCUCGGAUGCUGUAUGUGUUCCAGCAACAGGUAAAAGAAAUUCAGAAUGAUUUAGAGAAACUGAGUCCUCAUAAAAUCAAACAUACUAAAAAGUCUCGAGCAGUGUCCAGGCUGGCGGCAGCACACCGAGGAGCUGUACGAGCCUUGCAGGCAUUUGCCAAUCAGGUUACAGAUCAAACAGAGCAGCAGAUUCCUACCCACUACAAGGAACUGGGCAGUCUCAUUCGACAACUGUCUCUCUGUUCCGCCAAGCUAGAACUGGAUUCUUCCAUUUCUGACAUUAUCAUAGAUAUUUUGCUGCAAGUUGAGGAUCUGGAUUCACUGCUGGAAAAGAAACAAACACCCAAAAAAGUGAAGAAAUGUAUUUCAGCAUCUCAGGGCAGAUCUCCAAGGACCACUGAGACGUUUCCAGCCAGAGAGCAGCUUACACCUGCAAAGAGAGAAAACAAACCUCUCAUCUUAAAGGGGCAGCAUGGAGAAGAACCUAGAAAACCUCCAGUGGCCCAGAGUCUCUUGACUGCAGUUCAGAGGGCAAACAGUUGUGCUCAUGUGUUGCACAAUAAAUCCCAAGAAGAAAAUGACCCACCUACUCCAGAGACAAAUGCCACUUUACAAGGAAGCAUUGAUGCAUUGGUGAGAGCCAAAGCUGUAAAAAAAGAUCCCAUCCGGGAAAGUGGGCGUUUGAAGAAGAAAGGUGUGUUAUUACCUGCAAAAUCAAAGGGAAUGCCAAAAUCUCUCAAAUCAAGACAGUUACAGCCUCAAGGGAGGCAUGCCCGAUUUCAGGAGACAACUAUAGCUUUCCAGCUAAAAGAGAACAAACGGCUUGUUAAGGAGAGCAGAAUGCCCCGCAUGCCUCCACGCCCUGCAUCUCCCGCGCUCUCACCGCAGAGACAAGCAGGGCUUGAAGCAGAAACAUCGCAGAGGGUGAAGGCUCUAGCUGACCGUAGCAGAGGACAAACAGAGACCGUACAACAGUUGAGGUCACAAAGUGCUUCUGCAGCCCGGUAUGCAGGCACGGUUGAGAAGGCAGCGCAGGAGCACUCCGAACCUCCGUUAGACAGGACACAGCAGGUUGCUGCAAAUGCAGAUAUUCUGUGUGAAAAGCUAUUGGAUGAUCUUUUGGAAGAUACUGCUCAGGAACUGUGGAGUAUGGAGCAGCAUGAGGGACUCCAGACAGCGGCUCUGCCUGUGGCUGACACUCACAGUCUGGAGUCAAUGUUGCAGAGAAUGGAAGAAAUUGAAAGGUACCAGGAGGCUGUCCGUAGGAGAUUCACCCAGAUUGUGUACACUGAUUCGGAUUUCUUGUCCCAGGAAGACAAAAUGGAACAAAGUGCAUCAAUAGCUGAACGACCUGUAUCUCCUCAUCCAAUUCAGAUAACCAAAUUAAUCGGGCACACCGAGCCAAAAAUGGACUUUAUAUUUGAAAAACUUUCUGAUGGGAAUGAUAUUGAUGAAAACGAAGAAGCAGAGGAGAAAUUGCAGACUGGAGACGACAUUCUGCAGCCCUUGACACGGAAUUCCCUACAGAAAGGGUGCUGUGUGUCUCUCUCUGUGCCAAAGCAUAUGCUCCAGAGAAUCUCGGAUUAUAACAGCAGAUACAAGCAGCACUUGAAGCUUAUUUCCCAUGAGGCACUAGGCAGUUUCAAUCCAUGGCAGAUUGCUGAGAGUCUUGCAGAGCAGCUAACGGAGGAAGCCCUGUGUGACGUGGCAGCAGAGCUGCAGGAUGUUUGUGAGGAUUACGCAGAAGCUGUGUUCACGUCGGAGUUUUUGCAGCCAGCACAGUGA
Messenger RNA from Eurypyga helias (sunbittern), 2565 nucleotides. Its product is annotated as KIAA0753 ortholog. Gene Ontology annotation, cellular component: centriolar satellite. Bases 1 to 2565 code for a protein of 854 amino acids. NCBI's taxonomy places the organism in Eukaryota, Metazoa, Chordata, Aves, Eurypygiformes, Eurypygidae. The record is from RefSeq and is a predicted model, not a curated record. The transcript is spliced from 15 exons. Gene Ontology annotation, biological process: protein localization to centrosome; centriole replication.